AUUUUAUUCGAUUUCCAUAUCACUCCACAAAAACAAAAACCCUAAUUUCCCUCUCUUUCUCCACUCUGCAAAUUUUUCCCUCGUAUAUUUUGAAUAAAUGGCGGCGGCGGCGGCGGGAGACGGCGGAACGGCGACUUCCUCAGCCUACGGCGGCGGCGGAGCAGGAGGAAAGUUCAAAAGACGGCCGUUCCGUAAGAACCAAUCUACACCGUACGAUCGCCCAUCGACGGCUCUACGGAACCCUAGUUGGCUUACAAAACUCGUUGUAGAUCCUGCUACGAAGCUCAUAACUUCUAGUGCUAAACGGUUCUUUUCUUCGAUUUUUCAAAAACGUCUUACCGCUGCUCCAUCGCCAUUGCCACGUCAUCCAGAAGCAAGACAAGAACCAAAGGAUGUGCAGCAGGAGUCUUGUCCUAAUGAUCAUGCUGGAGCAGUAGUAGUCACUGGACAUGAAGUUUUCGACGCAGCAUGCAGCACCGAGGACAGUGCAUUCUCAGAGCUUGAGCAACUGUUAAAACAAAAGACAUUCAGCAGAGCUGAAAUUGACCGCUUGACAGAACUUUUGCAAUCCAAAACUGUAGAUACUCCUGCUGGGAAUGAUAAGAGCGUUGUUGCUACUCCAGUCGCAAGUUGCAGAGUUCCUAAAGGGAGUGCUGCAUCUCCUGCUGAACUUGCAAAAGCUUACAUGGGCACUAGGCCAUUAAAGGUGUCGCCUUCAAUUCUGAGUUCGCAAAGUCAAGUUGUGAGAGUAGAUACGCCACUGCUAAAAAAUGUAGCAUAUUCCCAAAAUGUGCCUAUUACAUCAAUGACAACAAAGAAUGCUGGUGUUGUUGGGGUUCGAGCAAAUGGAUUUACCACUCCAAGGUCUCGUGGAAGAUCUGCAAUAUACCACAUGGCUCGCACGCCGUACUCCAGACUUCGUCAAACUGAUGGUCAAAUGGCUAAUAGCUCCACAUAUAAUGCUCGUAGCGGACCUUCUUUAUCUGAGUCAGUCUUGGAGCAUGAUGGAUAUUUUGGCUCUAAACAGCCCCUCAAACGGAGAAGCUCUGUUCUAGAAGAUGAUAUCGGAUCUGUUGUCCCCAUGCGUAGGACUCGACAGAAACCGAAUCUCCUAUCUCAUGGAGUUUCAUGUCCUAGUCCUGGAGAUAAUGAUGUGCCUACAAGGUAUGUUCACGUCCCUCCCAAGCCUAGUGAGACAGCUGCAAAGAUAUUGGAGCAUCUUGAAAAUCCGACCCCAAAGGAGAAGUCAUCAGAAUCGAGACUAGCUGCAGGGAAAGAUAAAACACCCAAGAAAUUGACACCGAACAUGCUCCGUGGACAAGCUCUUAAAAGCUUGGAGUCUUUGGAUUCGCCCAAGUUGCUACAGAGUGCUCAAGACAGCCAUAAGUUGGAGAAUUGGUCUAAAGUUGUUCCAACCAAUGCCCAUGAUUCUAGUUUGCAGAAGCAAGGCAAAAUAGAGCAACAUCGGCAAAAUAAAUCCAUCAACGGGUCAAUUGUUGUAGCGAAGAAUAAUGAAAAAAAAUCAUUUGAAGAUGCUCAACAUGCUCAACCAGGUGUGGAAACUGCUGAUUCACUGGAUCAACAGUCUUCAGCUCAACCUCAGAAGAAGCACGCUUUUAGGAUGAGUGCACUUGAGGACUCUUUUGAGAUGGAUGAGGACAUAAACUCUGACAAGUCUGCAUCUCAAUUGGCUGAAGGGGGAGAUAAGAUGGGUAUAUCUGGUGCUGAAAAGAAGUCCCUGUCUACUGAUGACGCCCUGAACAAACCUGCUGCUCUUUUUGAAACGAAAGCCACCCUGGGGAUUUUGAACAAAAGAACUGAUAUGGAGUCUCCUGAUGCUGCUGUUGUCAGUGUCAACGGCACUAGUUUCCUGUCCAGUUCCGAUCCCCUGUCACCAGAGGUUGUCCCACCAUCAUUUGGAUCAAACAAAUCAAAGGAGUCAAGUGGUGACAAGGUCCCAGCACUUCUAUUUUCAUCGUCAGUCCCUCUCUCAGGAUCAAGGCCAGAAAGCUCGAGCAGCUUACCCAACCCUGCUUUUGGCCUGGCUGGUGCUCCAUCGGAACUCGUGGAGUCGGAUAACUCACAGAAGGAUGGGGAGAGCAAUGGGAAAUUAGAACCUUUAUCAUCUGGUUUAUCACCUUCAAUUUUAUUUGCUGCUCCAUCAAGCACUUCUAGCGUCAGUAAUGGACAGUUCGCACCUAGUCCUGCUAUCUCAUCCACCUCUCUCUUGGCUUCAAGUAAUUCUCCAAAGGAUGUUCAAUCUGGCAGUUCAGGUGAGGCUGCCCCUUCCACAAGCAUCUCAGCUGCUGUUGGCAGCACAACAGGCAACUCUAUUACCUCAGGUGGCGGUCUGUUUGGUUUCGCUGCAGCAUCUUCAGUAUCGACUGAACCUCUUGUCAAAUUUGGGACCUCUGAAGUUCCACCAGUAUCAACAGCUUCCAGUGCAGACAAUGCAGACCUGAAAACCAAAGCAACUAAUUUUGGCAACUUGAGCAGCAGUUCACCUUUUGUGGGCUCAUCAUUUGCAUCUACAAGUCCUGGAAAUAGUAUUUUUGGUUUUAGUUCAUCAGGAAUGUCAACAGUUACUACAGCUAGUGUCCAGUCUCAGAGUGCUGUUUUCAGCACUGGAGCUCAGUCACUUGUUAGUGCUCAAACUUCUCAUGCGGGAUCAGACAAUACCAGUGUCUCACAGAGCGGUCCUGCUCAUUUUGCAUCAUCUAGUACAUCACCAGAAGUGGUAAACUCUGGAAUGACAUCUUUCUCCUCAGUUGGUUCUGCUUCAAGUAAUACAGGCAUAGUUUCUGCUGCUGCUUCAAAUAGCACCCCCGUUAGCUCCAGUGCUGCUGCUUUUGGAAAUUUUAGUGUUGGGGCAAGUUCUUCAGCCUCAUCUACGGUGGGCAGUUCAGUCGUCCCUAGUUGUGGGACAACUCAGCUGGCGUUCGCUUUUGGUGCUAGUCCUGCAGUUUCUGGAGCCACAACUGCACUUGCCACUUCCAGUAAUGCUUCUUCUGCUGUAUUUAGUUUUGGUAUUAAUUCUUCAUCUUCCUCGACAAAUGCCGUUGACACCUUUACCCGUCCUAGUCCUAGCACAUUUAAUUUUGGUGGUAGUUCUGCAGCUUCCUCAUUGAACAAUGUCAGCACGUCUAAUAGUGCUGCUCCUGGAGUAUUUAGUUUCGGUGGUGGUUCUUCAGCUUCUUCAACAAAUACUAUCAGCACCUUCACUAGUGCUCCUCCUGGCAUAUUUAGUUUUGGUGGUAGUUCUUUGGCUUCCUCAACGAAUACUGUCAGCACUUCUACCAUUGCUCCCGCCAGCGUAUUUAGUUUCGGUGCUAGCUCUUCAGGUUCGUCAACGAAUACUGUCAGCACCUCCACUAGUGCUACCCCCGGCAUAUUUAGUUUUGGUGCUAGCUCUUCAGCUUCGUCAACAAAUGCUGUCAAUGCCAGCAGCACAGCCAGUCCUAGUCCAUUUGCUUUUGGUGCCAGUUCUGCCUCUUCACAAACUCCCAGUACUGCUGGAAUUUUCGGUUCCAAUUUGCAGGCCCCAAAGUCUCCAGGCUUUAGUUCCCCAUUUAGUUCUGCUACCCCUACUGCAUUUGCAUUUGGAGCAUCUUCGUCUUCUUUUACUGCUCCAACCACCACAGCGGUGGUCUUUGGAUCAGCACCCAGUAGCACCCCUAGUGGACCAGCCUUUUCAUUUGGUUCAAAUUUGACAAACUCGUCUUCGCAGCCCAUAUUUGGGAACUCUACUUCUCCUUUUACUGCACCUCCCGGGAACAAUAACCAGAUGAACACAAUGGAAGACAGCAUGGCCGAGGACACAAUGCAUGCAUCUUCCCCCGCAGUUUCAUUUGGUCAACCUUCUGUCUCGCCCUCUCCUGGUGGUUUCGUAUUUGGUUCAACACCUAGCCCAUUCCAGUUUGGCGGCCAGCAGAGUCAGCCUGCUGCUCAGAACCCAUCUCCAUUUGCAGCAUCAGGCAGUUUAGGUGCUGGAGGAAGUUUCUCAUUGGGUAGCAGUGGUCCUGAUAAAUCAGGUCGAAAGAUCGUCAAAGUUAAUAGAAAUAAGAACAGAAGGAAGUGAAGUAAGUUGGCAGCAAUUGGAUCCUCAUGGUAGAUAUUGAUUGGCAAGAGGAUUAAUUUUUCGAUGAUAGAUCAGCAGCCACAGCUUAUGGGUUUGUGCAAUUUUCCAUUUUUUAAUUUUGGGCAUUGUAUCUGCAUCUCCAGGAAGUGGAAGAUCUUGUAAUCAUAUUAGGUUUUUUUUGGCCCAGAUCUAUGGCAUAAAAUUUCACAAUUUUGGACAACAUUUCUUGGUAAAGUGGUCUAUUGUAUGGGUCCGUAGAGUGGCCUGGUUAGCCUUUUUUUCUUUCUGUAUUCGCAUUCUGCACUUUUACAUGUAACAUAAUAAGGAAAUGUAUGCUUCUGUAAGGAAAAUUCUUUCUAUUGAGGAUUUGUUCCAACAGGCUGAUCCAUGAAUUAAAGUUUAUGGGCUCUGGAGUUGAAGCUAAUGAUUAUUGAAGUUUAUUAAGAUACUA
This is a messenger RNA of Lycium barbarum (goji berry), 4529 nucleotides long. Its product is annotated as nuclear pore complex protein NUP1-like. The record is from RefSeq and is a predicted model, not a curated record. The transcript has 9 exons. Gene Ontology annotation, cellular component: nuclear envelope. Bases 98 to 4078 code for a protein of 1326 amino acids. Gene Ontology annotation, biological process: nuclear membrane organization; poly(A)+ mRNA export from nucleus. NCBI's taxonomy places the organism in Eukaryota, Viridiplantae, Streptophyta, Magnoliopsida, Solanales, Solanaceae.